Panonychus citri (citrus red mite) is the source of this 2486-nucleotide messenger RNA. RefSeq lists its product as uncharacterized. The transcript has 4 exons. NCBI's taxonomy places the organism in Eukaryota, Metazoa, Arthropoda, Arachnida, Trombidiformes, Tetranychidae. Bases 755 to 1825 code for a protein of 356 amino acids. The record is from RefSeq and is a predicted model, not a curated record. Gene Ontology annotation, molecular function: protein binding.
UAAUAAAAUCUUAAUUCAUUGGAUUCUAGUUUCUUGGGAAGGAUUUUCUUUGCUUUUAUUACUUCUCUCUCAGUUAUUUCUCUUUGUUUUCUCCCUGUUUCUAUUCUACAAUAACUAUGCCAACAACCGAUUCCAAUGUUAUUGAAUAAAUGGUUUGCCUUUCAUCUUCUUUUCAUCUUCAUCAUCUUCCUGUGCUACUGCUGAUUCGCCUCAACAGCUUUUCUCCUUUCAAUUUUAUUCUCUCUCUCUCUCUCAUUCCCUUAGUUAUUUUUACAACUUUCUACUCUCUCAUCUGCUCAUUCACCACCAUUGGUAUUGCUAGCAUUCAAUUCUAUCAUUUUUUCCAUCAUUUCCUUGGGAGGGAAAAAAGAGUAAAAGAAAAAAACAAUACACAUCUUGUAGUCACUUUCUCUCAUCACAAAAUUGUCAGUUGACAAAAUCAACCUGUGCUUGUGUCUUACCAUUGGAUUUGCGCUUUUGUCUACAAUUUAAUUCUAAUUGUGUCUCUUUGUGUGUUAGCAAUCAAUUGAUUCUUUCAUAUCUCAAUCUUAACCUGAAAACAACAAUCUAAUCUUUUCUUUUGUUACAAUCUCUCUCCUCUCAUAUCUUAGAUAAUAGAUUUUCAGUGUUGAUCGGUUUUCCACUUUCCCUCCUCCAUACAAACAGUUUGUCUUUUGUAUUUGUGUCUCUUUGUUUUUGUCAUUGUAUCAAGUUUGCCAAAAUUAUCACCAAACAGGAAUCCCGUUCAACUGAAAUGCAAUCAGUACCACACAACAUUUCAGUGGUACUAACCCAAUGGCUUCCACCGGCCAUUCGGGUCUCUUGGGCCUUCAAUCCAGGUCCUGAUUUACUGGACCCUUCCAUGAUAACAACUACAAAUCAACAUCAUCAUCAUCAUUAUACUGUUGAUGAUAAAACAAAUUCACUUAAAUUAUCACGAAUGUUUCGUAUUGUUUAUUUUCCAGUGGGUUCCAAAACACGAUAUGUUCAGGAAGUGCCUAUAAACAUGAGAAAUGUUACCAUUGAACAAUUAGUGCCAAACACGGAAUAUCAACUUCUCAUUAAUGUUGUUUCCAGUUCUGAUUUGAUAGGAAAUUCAAGUCACUUUAUCCGUUUUGUUUCACCUGAUGGAGAACCACAUCGAUUUGUUCGAGGAGGUAUGAACCCAUUGAGAAUUCGGUUAGACGUUGAUCCGGAAAUUAUUGUUCGACCUGGUGAGGCCAUUCUAGUCUCGUGUAUUUUAAUCUUCUGGGUAUUGGUCAUUCUUUGGUUUAUCAAGAAAUGGGGUAAAAUACGAACGUUAGAACCGACCCGACAUCGAACCGACACCGAUAUAUCUUCCUUUUCUCAGCAAACUCGAUUCACUUCCAUUGGUGGAGCCAAUAUACCUCAAGUACACACAAGUGAUUCACGAAAUUCACUGGAAUUAGUUAACUGUACAUCAACGGGUAAUUUUCAAAGGCCAAGAUUAAAUUCAGUUUUCCUGGUCAGUCCAUCUCGACGAUCAUCACUUUUACCAGAAGAGUACAAUAUACCUCGAAGAUACAAAUCAGCUGAAGAUCUUAAAUCAUUAGUACUCCAGAUAACCCAAACCAAAGGUCUACACACCGGCGAUCUAAAUGUUCACAAGUCUUCCUCCCUUCAACCACCUCAAUGUUUAUCAUCAAAUAUAUACAAUGGUAAUCAAAAAAGGAGAAAAUCAUCAAUACAUACAGAGGAAGUUCAAGAGGUUAAAGAUGAUUGGGAAAAACGCUCAGUGAUCAUGAAAUCUAUCGAUGAAACUGAUUACGAUGCUGGUGAGACAAUUCGCAAGCCUCCUCAGUGACAUGAGAGUUUGAAUAUUAGAUUUUAAAGAAAAAAAAUUAAAACGAUUUCCAAUCAACCAGAACAACCAGAAAAUACAGCAACAGUUACAAUCUCCACGAUCAAGACAAUUAAUACUUUGUAAAUAGAAGAUGAAAACCACACCCUUUCUGAUGAAAGAAUUGCAAUAAUUGUUAUUCUAGUCUUGAUUAUCUUCAUGUUCAUCUUCACUGAAUCAUUUUCAUUAAUCUCUAGCCAUAGAUUAUACAACAAGAAGACAAUGUAUAUUAUUUAAGAAAGAUACAAAUAAAGUAAUAAUAAUUUAACUUCCAUAAAGGAAAAGGAAAGGAUGAAAAGGAAAUGAAAUGAAAUGAUGACCAUCAUUUUCAUCAUCAUCAUCAUUACCACUUCUAUGCCACCAUCAUCAUUAACCUUAUAAAGCUCAUUCCAGAAUAUUAAUCAUGAUACUUUGAUUAUAAAUAAUAAACUGAAAGUAAAUACUCAUGAAAAGUAUUUGUAUUAAUACAAAAAUUACAAGACAAUUAACUAAUGAUAACAUAUGAUAACCAAGGAAUUGAAGUUUUCUCUCAACAAUAAUGUAAAUAAUUUGAAAUUAAAGCUUGAUUAUUAUCGAAAAACAUUAUUAUUAAUAAGUCGAUGAUCAAAUUACCAGAAUUUUAAAA